AUCUUGGCUUUGUUCUCGAUCGUCAUUACGUUGAUCCGCCUUUGUCACGAGUCACGACUAUCCCCACUCUUCGUCUUCCCCCCAAUUAACCCUCAGGACUUCAAUUAUCACCCCGUUCGCCUUGCCAACUUACGCCUUCGGUCUGCUCAGCUUUUCAUACGCCUUGCUUAUCCUCACGCCCCCGCUAGCCUUCCCAACUCCUUCGCGCUCUUGGUGUUAACUCACUCAUUUGCCUCGUCUCACUUUCAAAACGAAUGUCCUACAUAG
Penicillium hordei is the source of this 267-nucleotide messenger RNA. RefSeq lists its product as uncharacterized. The annotation marks the transcript as partial. The record is from RefSeq and is a predicted model, not a curated record. The transcript is spliced from 2 exons. Lineage: Eukaryota; Fungi; Ascomycota; Eurotiomycetes; Eurotiales; Aspergillaceae.